AUGGCCCACCUCUGCGCGGCCCGCGCGAAAUUUGUAUCCCGCUAUUUCUGGCCACUUGCUUUCGGGGAAGCAUUGACGGGUGUAAGGGAAGCAAGGAGUACCCGCCGUGACCAAGCUGCAGCGAGGAGCCUGCUCGCGCGCGGAGGGCCAGGAAACCACAGCUCCUCGGUACCAGAUGCUGCAGCUGUGCUGACCGGCUGCGUGGCUGCCCACUGCGGCAACACGACUAAGUCUGGGAAGUCACAGUUUCGCUUCCCUGAAGACCUGGCUGUGCAGGGCCGCCGCUCCGGUUGGUGGGGUGGCAAUGAUUGCUCUAUUAUCUACUCUGAUCACUCCGCCCCGGCUUGUUUUGACCUCUCGUCUGUUGUCCAGAAAAACCUACCCUUCGCCCAGUGCCUGAGGUUCUUGGCGGAUGCCGUGCCCACCUUGCAUCAGGUGCCCGCCCUAGCACCUAAAGGGAAAGAAGAGGCAGACCAAGCGGUCAGCCUGGAAAAGGGAAGAAAACCUCAGGCAACCAGGCAUUCUGAGGCUACCCAGGGUCCAUCCUCCUGUACUAUCCUCCUCCAGGCCAGGAGGAGGGCUGCGGCUUAA
Molecule: messenger RNA, 591 nt
Organism: Orycteropus afer afer
Lineage: Eukaryota; Metazoa; Chordata; Mammalia; Tubulidentata; Orycteropodidae
Source: RefSeq, a predicted model, not a curated record